Messenger RNA from Mercenaria mercenaria, 2051 nucleotides. RefSeq names its product beta-1,4-galactosyltransferase galt-1-like. The transcript has 2 exons. NCBI's taxonomy places the organism in Eukaryota, Metazoa, Mollusca, Bivalvia, Venerida, Veneridae. The coding region runs from base 209 to 1882 and encodes 557 amino acids. The record is from RefSeq and is a predicted model, not a curated record.
AAUGAUGUAUUUGAGCCAGGAACCAAGGAACUAUUUUUGAAUUCUUAAUUGAAUUAUUUUUCAAAGGACAAUUGCAACAGUUAGAAACAGGAUUUCAUCUAGGAUAAAUUAGGGAAUAUACAUCGCUGUAUUGCAAAAACUUAUGAAACUGUUGGAUUGUAGCGUUAUUACUAUAAAUAAGUUUUGAUGAAAGAUUUAUUCAGCAAAAAUGUCUGUAUUUAUUAGGAUUCUUUUGAAAUUAAGCGUCUAUGCUAACAAAAAGUAUAUUACAAUAUUUAUGACAUAUCUAUAUGUGCUAACAUUUGUAGUGUUAAUCAGCUCGCAUGUGCGACUUUCAAAGGACUACGUACUCCGUGAUAUUGGUUUGAAAAGUUAUCUGAAGAGGUCAUUGAGUGAAUAUAACGAACAAGAUACAGAAAUGAAAGGACAUGCAAUUGUAAAAGAGCAAGACGAAAAUAAUGUUGCGGACAGCAUGUUUAUAAACAAAAUGCCUCAAAACAAUGAAAGAGGCAAUCCAUUUAGGGACAGAAAACAACGACAAAACAAAGAAAUUAAUGGACCAAAAACAAAUAACCAUGAAGAAGAAAAGCAAAACAUGGAAACGAUAAAUAAGGGCGAGAUCAUUAAUGUAAAACGCACAGACCCGGACAAUGACAAGAAGAAGACAAUAGACAUUGAAAAUUCAAAUGCAGUUAAAUCUGAAUAUCCAAAUGUGGAAGUGGUCAAUAAUUUCCAUUUUGACAAUACACCGGAUAUCAAAGAAGGUAUUUUUCAAAAUAUAACCGAAGAUGGAACAUUCUUAUUAUUUUCAGCAUAUUUAGAUAACAUAAAUGGUCAGCCUUAUAUCAAGGUGUUAGCUAUAAACGGUAACACAUAUCUACCGAAAUUCUAUUGCGAAGUUACAAACCAUAACAACUUCGUUGUCACAACCAAAGGAAAGAUUUGGAUGCUCCCGGAUCAUCAUGAAAAAAUUUAUAAAACUGUGUUCCUGUACUGUCCAUUACCCGAUGAUAACAUUCCACAUCACGUGUCAAUAAUACCAAUUAAAAAGCCUGCCCGACUUCACAGACUUCCGGUCAUGUAUCAUCCGAAAAUGUUACGAAACUUCACUGUUUGUCUGUCCCCUCUGUUUUUCAACAAUAGCAUAGCGAAUGAGCUUGUCGAGUGGUUUGAAAUAAAUAAACUGAUGGGAGCAGAUCUGUUUAUUGUAUAUAACCACACAACGUUUGGACGGACAGAUGAAAUUUUGAAUCACUAUGAGAAAGAAGGUUGGAUUAAAGUCAUUCAGUGGCAGCCACCAGUGUAUUCAGAUUUACAUUAUUUUGGACAAGUUGCUAUGAUGAAUGAUUGUUUAUUUCGUACUUACAAGAUCUCUAAAUAUAUGGUAAAUAUUGACAUUGAUGAAUUGAUAAUACCACGAAAAGGUAAAACUACCUGGGGCGAAUUAAUGACAUCAUUUCCACAAAAUUUUUGUGAAUACAGUUUUAGAAGUACAUUAAUGCCAUUUGAGAGCAAGAACGUUUUUGAAGGAAAACAGCGUGCAAGGGAGCUAAAUCUUCAUUUCUUACUACGCAUGUCAAGGCGAGAGUAUAUCUUCGGCAAAACGGUAAGAUCAAAGUACAUCGUUAACACAACAUGUAUUGACACUGUAGGGAUACAUUACUGCUGGAAAUAUCGUAAUGGAACUGCUGAUACUCAAAGAUACCACGUGACACCGCGUGAUUCACUUACUUACCAUUUCCGGAACGAACCGGUUGCAAAGAAAGGAAAAGAAAUAGAGGAAAAGGCAGUAUACAAAUAUCAUACACAGUUAAUUGAAAAUGCUAAAGCGAGAUGGGAGAAGAUAAACGCUGAAAGAAAGUUAUCAAAGGAAAAAACUUAAGUGAAAUAAGAUUUUAUUUAAGUGUAAAUAUGAUGAGGAUUUCAAUGAACGUAAUCUAUAUAUUACAAAUAAGCUUGGACUACAGUUAUUAUAAAUUACGUAAAUACUUUGUUAAAUUUAACUCUCGUAAUUCAGAUUUGGUUUUAAAAUAAAUAGCAAUUUAAAGACA